AGAUGGCUGCAGUAAGGAUUUUCAGACCAGUGUCUGAAAACAUAACACUGUUUGUCAUGUUUCAGGACGGUUAGCCUCCGCGUUACCCGACUCUUUCUUUAUAUGUUCACGGUCUGAACGGGAUAAAUCAUGGGAUCUCAAACACUUCAGAUCCUGAGGCAAGGAGUCUGGGCUUCUAUUACAGGAGGCUGGUAUUACGAUCCCCAUCAAAAUACAUUUGUCAAUGCCUUACACCUCUACAUAUGGCUCUUCCUACUUUGUUUCCCCUUUACGCUUUACAUGGCCCUGCCCCCCACCAUGGUCAUUGUGGGGAUCUACUGCGGGGUGAUCGCUGCCAUGUUCCUGCUGCUGAAGACCAUCAACUACAGGCUGCAUCAUGCCCUGGACGAGGGCGAGGUGGUGGAGCACCGGGCGGCGGAGAUGGGGGCCAGCAGAGCCGGCACUGAGGGAGCCAGCAACGGCAACGCCACCCGCCAAGAGGACAGCAACGGGCCAGGGGAUCCCGGAGGGGGCAUCGAGAUGGCGGACUUCAUUCGGGAGGAGACCCCACCAGUGGAUUGUAGCUCCAGGAACUCUUACGCUGCAAUGGACUCCAGCCACCAGAUUGCGUCCACUCAUGGAGGUGCAAGCUCAGCCAAAGGAGGAGAUGUAGGGAAGACCUCAGACGACAUCAGCUUGAGUCUGGCGCAGAGCUGCAGCCUGUGCAAAGAUGGCAGCCAGGACCAAGACCUGAUGUCUGACCCAAAGAUGUACUGCCUCGUCUCCAACGACUCCUUCGCCUCCAUGCAGCCCUCCACGUCUCUGGGUCCUGCAGAGCUGGCCAGAGACCCUGUGGACCCCUGCGGUCCCACGUCUCACCAGCUAAAUCAAUCGCUGUCCUCCACCGCCGACACAGAGUCUGGCUCCCUCGUCCCGCUGCACUCCCAGUCCUUCCGAAAAGAGUCUCGCCCGAGGGGGCUGCCACGCACCUCCAGCUCGGCCGGCUCUGCGUUCCCCGACCCCUCUUUGCCGGACUUCAGCCUGUACCCCCCACCCCGGCGGGGGGGGCUGGACCCUGUCUGCGAGCUGGAGGCCGCCAGGCCCGCCCGAGCCGCGGCCGGAGAGGGCGAGGGGGCGGGGGGCAGCGAGGGGGGCACCGGGCCCUCCCAGCCGGACCAGGCAGUUGCCUCUACCUCGGGGGCCGAGUGCUGCCGACACCAGGACUCGCACAGGCUGGCUAGCUCCGCCUCGCGGGAGGCAGGGGAGGGCAGCUCGGGGCUGUACCAGGCCGAUCAGGGCGGGGGGCGGGGCACGGGGGGCAAGUCCCUGCGGGGGGAGCGCAGUGCGGACAGCCUGCGCAGCCUGAGCACACGCAGCAGCGGCUCCACCGAGAGCUACUGCAGCGGCACCGACCGUGACACCAACAGCACCGUCAGCAGCUUCCACAGCGAGCAGACCAGCUCCACGCAUGUGGAGAGCCUCCUGUCGCUGUCGGGGGACGAGCGGGGGCGGGAGCGCGGGGACGCCAGCCUCUCCGCCCCCACCGACAGCAGGACUCCCAGGGAGGGCCCCAGCCCCAGCCUCCCCAGCCACAGCGGCAGCUCGCGGGGGCUCAGCAGCCUGCCGUCCGGGGAGGCCAACAAGAACCCGCAUGCCAACGAGCUGACGGCCAAACAGCCGCCGGCCGCCGCGGCGCCCACGCUCCUGGAGCCCGCCGAGCCCUGCGGCUGCGCGGACGACCCCGCCUCCAGGUCUGGUGCCGAGGGCUCGGCCCGGCCGGCGAGCCGGGAUCAGGAGCGGGACAAGGAGGACGUGCGGCCCAAGUCGGCCAAUCUGAUCCACCGGACCUCCUCGUCGGCGGGGCGCAGCGGGCGGCGGCGGGCUGGGAAGAAGCGCGCCAGCAGCUUCGACGCCAGCCGCCACCGUGACUACAUGUCGCUGCGGGGCAUGGCCAAGCCGCGCAGCGCGGUGUUCGCGGGGGAGGAGGACUCCAGCGACCAGAGCGAGCUGAGUUGCGCCUCCAGCCUGCACUCCACACACCACUUCAGCACGGACAGCUCCUCCAGCACCACCUCACACUCCUGCCACUCCCCCGAGGGCCGCUAUGGCGCUCUCAAGGCCAAACACGCCGCCGCCGCUGCCUCGGGGAAGGGCGCCGUGGCCUCAGAGGGAGGGGGCGGGGGCAAGCGUCGCUCCUCCCGCCGCACGCCCAGCACGGGCAGCGCCAAGACUCACGCCCGCGUCCUGAGCCUGGACAGCGGCACCGCCGCCUGCCUUAACGACCCCAACCGCCUUGGAGCCCCCGCCGGGCCCCGCCCCCUCACCACCUCCAAGUCUGACCUGGAGGCCAAGGAGGGCGAGGUUUUGGACGCCGUGUCCCUGCUGGGACGGGCCUCACAGCUGGAGUCGGUCACGCGCUCCAGGAACAGCCUUCCCAGCCAGGCCGCCUUCUCCGAGUCCCAGGACGCUGCUGGCUCCUCCCGGGCCCCGGGGAGCGAGGAGACGGUCACGUUUCGCCGUGAGCGCAGCACGUUCCGCAGGCAGGCAGUGCGGCGGCGGCACAACGCGGGGAGUAACCCCACGCCCCCCGCCUCCCUCAUCGGAUCGCCUCUCAGUCUUCAGGAAGCUCUGAGCCAGGCCUCCCAGCCUUCUGCUUCCCAGGUCAAAGGGCAGCCGUCUCGAACCCCAUCCCAGGUGACCGUGUUGAGUGCGAGUGCCUCCCUGCUGGCCAGGAACGGAAGUGCGCACCUGGAGGGUUCUCAGGACAAGGCCUCAACUGUGGGCACAGCCAGCCUGCAGGAUGACUUUGGGAAGCUCACACCCCCCCUGUACGAGGCUGGGGGCUGCGACAUGUCCCUGGUCAACUUCGAGUCUGCAACCAGACGGGCCUCCAACAACAUGUGGGAUACAGACUCCCACCUUUCCAGUUCUACCUCAGUUCGCUUUUAUCCUCAUGACCUGCUCUCCCUCCCUCAGAUUCGUCUAAACCGCCUCCUGACUAUGGACCCAGAGCUGCUGGAGCAGCAGGAUGGAGAUCUGAGUCCCGAGCUGCAGGACGCCCCACUGGGGCCUGAGGACCCUGCGUCCGCAGCACACAAGGCCAAGCAGUACUACCGCUUCUGGCUGCUGCCCUACCUGUGGGUGGGCCUGCACUUCGACCGCCUCACACUGCUGGCUCUCUUCGACAGGAACCGAGAUGUUAUGGAGAACAUGCUUGCUGUGGUGCUGGCUGUCCUGGUUGCCUUCCUCGGCUCAGUGCUGCUGGUCCAUGGUUUCUUCACUGACAUCUGGGUCUUUCAGUUCUGUCUGGUCAUCGCCAGCUGUCAGUACUCGCUUCUGAAGAGUGUUCAGCCAGACUCCUCUUCUCCUCGACACGGCCAUAACCGGAUCAUUGCGUACAGCCGGCCAGUGUACUUCUGCCUGUGCUGUGGCCUGAUCUGGAUUCUGCACUACGGCAGCGAGAGGACCACUUCUGCCCGCUUCACCCUGUACGGCGUGGCUCUGACCAGCUCCCUGGUCCUGGCCUCAGCACGCGACCUAGUCAUAGUGUUCACCCUGUGUUUUCCCAUCGUGUUCUUCGUGGGCCUCCUGCCGCAGGUGAACACGUUCGUCAUGUACCUGUUUGAACAGCUGGACAUCCACGUGUUCGGGGGGAACGCCUCCACCAGCCUGCCCUCCGCCCUCUACAGCGUCCUGCGCAGCAUCAUCACCGUAGCACUCCUCUAUGGCCUCUGCUACGGGGCCCUGAAGGAGUCGUGGGACGCUCAGCACAUCCCGGUGCUGUUCUCUGUGUUCUGCGGCCUCCUGGUGGCCGUGUCCUACCAUCUCAGCCGGCAGAGCAGUGACCCCUCCGUCCUCAUCCAAUUGGUGCAGUCUAAGAUUUUCCCCAAUGUGAAGGACAAAAACCCAGAGGACCCUCUCUCUGAAGUGCAGGACCCCCUGCCAGAGAAGCUGAGGAACUCUGUGAACGAGCGGCUGCAGUCAGACCUUAUUGUGUGCGUAGUGAUUGCAGUGUUGUACUUCGCCAUCCACGUCAGCACGGUGUUCACUGCUCUACAGCCUUUCCUGAGCUAUGUACUGUAUGCAUUGGUGGGAGCAGUGGGAUUGCUUACCCACUACCUGCUGCCUCAGGUGCGCAAGCAGUUGCCCUGGUACUGCUUCUCACACCCUCUGCUCAAGACCAAGGAGUACUACCAGUUUGAAGUCAGGGAGGCGGCCCACGUGAUGUGGUUUGAGAAACUGCACGUGUGGUUACUGUUCGCGGAGAAGAAUGUGCUCUACCCCCUGGUCAUCCUGAAUGAGUUAAGCGGCAGCGCUCGUGAGCUCGCCAGCCCGAAGAAGCUGGACACAGAGGUGGGAGCGCUGAUGAUCACGGUGGCGGGUCUGAAACUGCUGCGCUCCUCCUACAGCAGCCCCACGUAUCAGUACGUAACGGUGCUCUUCACCGUCCUCUUCUUCACCUUCGACUACCGCGCCCUCUCCGAGACCCUGCUGCUCGACCUCUUCCUCAUGUCCAUCGUCUUCAGCAAGCUGUGGGAGCUGUUCUACAAGCUGCGCUUUGUCUACACCUACAUCGCCCCCUGGCAGAUCACAUGGGGCUCCGCCUUUCACGCCUUUGCCCAGCCCUUCGCCGUGCCUCACUCUGCCAUGCUGUUCGUCCAGGCGGUAGUUUCUGCCGUCUUCUCCACGCCUCUGAACCCCUUCCUCGGCAGUGCCAUCUUCAUCACCUCCUAUGUCCGCCCCGUUAAGUUCUGGGAGCGGGACUACAAUACAAAGAGAGUUGAUCACUCAAACACCAGACUGGCCUCUCAGCUGGACAGAAACCCAGGGUCCGAUGACAACAACCUGAACUCGAUCUUCUACGAGCACCUGACCCGCUCCCUGCAGCACAGCCUGUGUGGAGACCUGCUGCUGGGCCGCUGGGGGAACUACAGCACGGGGGACUGCUUCAUCCUGGCCUCCGACUACCUCAACGCGCUGGUGCACCUGGUGGAGAUCGGCAACGGCCUGGUCACCUUCCAGCUGCGCGGCCUGGAGUUUAGAGGGACUUACUGCCAGCAGAGGGAGGUGGAGGCCAUCACCGAGGGGGUGGAGGAGGACGAGGGCUGCUGCUGCUGCGAGCCGGGGCACCUGCCCCACAUCCUGUCCUUCAACGCCGCCUUCGGCCAGCGCUGGCUGGCCUGGGAGGUUCUGGUCACCAAGUACGUGCUGGAGGGUUACAGCAUCACUGACAACAGCGCCGGCUCCAUGCUGCUGGUGCUGGACCUCCGCAGAAUACUCACCACCUACUACGUCAAGGGCAUCAUCUACUACGUCACAGCCUCGCCCAAGCUGGAGGAGUGGCUGGCGAACGAGACCAUGCAGGAGGGCCUGCGCUGUUGUAGCGAACGUAAUUACGUGGACCUGGACCCGACCUUUAACCCUAACAUCGACGAGGACUACGACCACCGUUUGGCAGGCAUCUCCAGGGACAGCUUCUGCAGGGUCUACCUGAGCUGGAUCCAGUACUGCAACUCUCGCAGACCCAAGUUGCUGGAGAGUGAGAAGGACUCUGCGCUGGUGACUCUGUGCUAUGGCCUGUGUGUGCUGGGACGGAGGGCACUGGGCACUGCCUCACACCACAUGUCCAGUAACCUGGAGUCUUUCCUGUACGGACUGCAUGCGCUGUUCAAGGGAGACUUUCGCAUCUCCUCGGUCAGAGACGAGUGGAUCUUCGCUGACAUGGAGCUGUUACGGAAAGUUGUGGUGCCAGGAAUCCGUAUGUCUCUCAAACUGCACCAGGACCACUUCACCUCUCCGGAUGAGUAUGACGAGCCGGCGGUCCUGUUCGAGGCGAUCACGGCCCACCAGCAGAACCUGGUGAUCGCCCACGAGGGCGACCCGGCCUGGCGCAACGCCGUGCUGUCCAACUCGCCCUCCCUCCUGGCGCUGCGCCACGUCCUGGACGAGGGCACCAACGACUACAAGAUCAUCAUGCUCAACCGGCGAUACCUCAGCUUCCGCGUCAUCAAGGUGAAUAAGGAGUGUGUGCGUGGGCUGUGGGCAGGGCAGCAGCAGGAGCUUGUCUUCCUCCGGAACAGGAAUCCGGAGCGCGGGAGCAUCCAGAAUGCCAAGCAGGCGCUGCGCAACAUGAUCAACUCAUCAUGCGAUCAGCCUAUUGGCUACCCCAUCUACGUGUCGCCGCUGACCACCUCCUACUGCAACUCCCACGCUCAGCUCGGCCACAUCCUGGGAGGCCCGAUCAGCAUCAGCAAUAUUCGCAACUUCAUCGUCAGCACCUGGCACAGGUUGCGGAAGGGCUGUGGGGCGGGGUGCAACAGCGGGGGGAACAUUGAGGAUUCGGAUGCUGCUGGGGGGAUGUCCUGUGCCAGUGGAAAUGGGACCGGGGUGAGCGACUCCCAACAGAGCUCUGUCUCUCAGGGGGGCAUCACGGGUCCAGCAGCACCUCUGUCAUACCAGCCACAUUCUUUGGGCACUAGUCAGAGCUCUCAGUCAGUGCAGUCGGGCCUGGUGCGCCACUCCCCGGCCAGGGCGUCGGUGGCGAGCCAGUCCUCCUCGUACCGCUACAGCAGCAGCCGCCACUCGUCGCUGCGCACCUCCGCCACGGGCCUGGAGCCCUGCCGGCGCUCCUCCACCAGCCAGCUGUCCCUGCGCACGCUGCCCACCUCCCUGCAGCUGCGCCUGGGCUCCGACCCCGCCGGCCCCUCCGCCUCCCUCUCCAGCCACAGCAUCCCGCCCUGCAAGCGCCACACGCUGGUGGGCCUGCUGGGCAGCGAGGCCCUGUGUGCCGAGCCCGCCCCCCACCACCACCCCGCCAGCUCCGCCGUGCGCAGGGAGGACAUCUCUUACAGGGUGCAGAUCGUGGAUGUGAGCCAGGUGCUGGAGACCAUCAAUCUGUCCAAGCGCAAGGAGCUGCAGUGGCCAGACGAGUCAGCGAGGCUGCGAGCUGGACGCAGCUGCUGGAGGGACUGGAGCCCCCUAGAGGGCAUGGAGGGACAUGUGAUUCACCGAUGGGUGCCUUGCAGCCGGGACCCGGGCAGUCGCUCCCAUAUCGACAAGGCCAUCCUGCUGGUACAGGUGGAGGACAAGCUGGUGCCCAUCAUCGAGACGGGGGUAAUCGAGCUGGGUGCAGAGGUCUGAACUGAGAACCACCGCCCAGGGUCCAGCCACAGACGGCCACUCCAGACGGGAGGAGGCCAGGACCUGCAGACUGAAGGAGAGGGGGGCUGAACCCCAACCCCUUUCCAGAUUUUGUAGGGGGGCAAAGGAAGCAGGGAAAAGUGCAAGUAGAGGCAGAACACGCUCACAAAUCUGCCUUGCUCUGCGUGUCACACAAAUAUGCUGCAUGACAGUUACUCUCCUGUUACACAUGUACAAUUUUAAGUUUAGCAUUGCCGACUUCUAUGCAUCUCAUGACAGAGCUGACGGACAGAAUCUCGUGGUUUGAUUUGUGGUUCAGGCAGUACUGUAAGAGGGAAGGAAAAACAGCUGUUUUAUCAAUUCACUUGCCAAAAAUGGACACAAAAUAGAUGGCCAUGGUUUUCACACAAAGCAUGUUAAAGCUUUUUUUUGCUGCCAAGACUUUCAAGAGACUAAUAGAGUAGAGUGGUUUGGGCAAACAAAAAAAGCAGGUGCUGUAGGUUUAAAACACUAUUUGAUUUGCUUUCAUUGUCAUUCCUAUUUGUUGUUUGAAAGUUGCAAAAAAAAAAGUUGCGAGAAGAAAAACUUGCACUAUAAUUUUUAAAUGAUUUUUUUUAAUUUACAGCAAUGCACUACAGUUUUGAGGUAAUAUCACAUUUAUUUAUUUAAGACAGGAAACGACUCUUGAAUUGCCAUGGUUUACUGAUGCCUUGGGAAUGAAAACAUGCAAUCAUUUUUUGUUAU
Molecule: messenger RNA, 7863 nt
Organism: Megalops cyprinoides (Indo-Pacific tarpon)
Lineage: Eukaryota; Metazoa; Chordata; Actinopteri; Elopiformes; Megalopidae
Gene: pcnx1
Product: pecanex 1
Exons: 36
Coding region: 130-7119 (2329 amino acids)
Cellular component (GO): membrane
Source: RefSeq, a predicted model, not a curated record